This is a messenger RNA of Cyprinodon tularosa, 1789 nucleotides long. Its product is annotated as UDP-glucuronosyltransferase 2A2-like. Gene Ontology annotation, molecular function: UDP-glycosyltransferase activity. Lineage: Eukaryota; Metazoa; Chordata; Actinopteri; Cyprinodontiformes; Cyprinodontidae. The record is from RefSeq and is a predicted model, not a curated record. The transcript is spliced from 4 exons. The coding region runs from base 126 to 1727 and encodes 533 amino acids.
CCUGCAAGCCACAUGUGUUACUUAUUAACUUGGUGAGGGGCUUAUCUCCUUUUUUGGAGUUUGAACACAAAGCUCUUCAGUGACUUGCCGUUUUCAGGCAAGCAGGGCUUUUGGUAACUUCUGAGAUGGGAGCCGUGCCUUUGCACCAUGUGGGUGGCAUAUGCCUGUUUUUUAGUAUGUUUCAGAUUUUCUUCACUCCAUACACUGAUGCAGGAAACAUUUUGGUGUAUCCUGUAGAUGGCAGCCACUGGAUCAACAUGAAGAUCCUACUUGAAGAACUUCAUGCCAGGGGACAUAACAUCAGUGUUAUAAGAACCUCCACUACCUGGUACAUUACAGAAAAAUCCCCCCUCUACACCUCUAUAACAGUUAAAAGUGAUACAGAUGUGAAGGCGUUGUUAAAUGAUUUCGUACAAGACCAAAUGAAGGUGCUUCAAAAACGGACUUCUCUGCUGACAUUUUUCAGUCUCACAAAGAAAUUUCUAUCCUUCUUUGUUCAAGCCCAUACCCUGUGGUGUGAUGCCUUAUCACAAAUCUUUGAAGAUCCAAAUUUGCUUCAAAGCUUAAUAGAUACCCAGUAUGAUCUGGUUCUUACUGAUCCAGCAGUAGGAGCAGGUGUUGUGUUGGCUAAAUAUCUGAAACUUCCAUUAGUCCUCAACGUUCGCUGGAUUACGAGCGGAGAAGGCCACUUUGUGUUGGCUCCCUCACCCCUCUCUUAUAUCCCAGUAAUUCCAGGAUCUGGAUUAACAGACAAAAUGGAUUUCUCCCAGAGAAUCAAGAACAUUUUAUUUUAUAGCCUGAUCAAAUUCCAAGACACAUUUAUUGGACCGGUGUAUGAUGCUAUGUGUGAGAAAUAUAUUGAGGGAGGAUGCGACAUUGUCUCACUGCUCCAAGAAGCAGACAUUUGGCUUUUCAGGUCUAAUUUUGUGUUUGACUUUCCCCGGCCAACAAUGCCAAAUGUUGUCUACAUUGGAGGGUUCCAGUGUAGGCCUUCACAGCCUCUGCCACCUGACCUGGAGGAGUUUGUUCAGAGUGCGGGGGAACAUGGAGUCAUUAUCAUGAGUCUGGGAACUUAUGUUGAAAAUUUGCCAGAAGAAACUGUGGAUGAAAUUGCCGGUGUUUUUGCUGCGAUGCCCCAAAAGGUCAUUUGGAGACACAAAGGGAAGCAUCCCUCUACAUUGGGCAACAAUACUCUAAUGGUAGACUGGAUGCCACAAAGGGACCUCCUCGGUCAUCCGCAGAUCAAAGCAUUUGUGGCUCACGGAGGAACAAAUGGAGUCCAGGAAGCCAUUUACUAUGGAGUACCUGUUCUUGGCAUUCCCUUGUUCUUUGACCAGUAUGACAACCUUCUACGUUUGCAGGAAAGAGGAGCAGCAAAGAUUAUUCUGCUUCAUGAAAUCUGUGGUGACACCUUUGAGAGAGGUGUUAAAGAAGUACUCUAUAAUGACAGCUACAGAUAUAAUAUACAAAGACUAUCAAGUUUGCACCGAGAUCAGCCAGUAACACCCAUGGAUCAGGCCACAUUUUGGAUUGAGUAUGUGAUACGCCACAAAGGAGCCCCUCAUCUACGUACAGAAGCUUACAGGAUGCCUUGGUAUUCAUAUCACUGUUUAGAUGUACUAUUAUUUUUGAUUACUUCUGUAACUGUGCUCCUAUUUCUUUUUUUUGCUGUAUUUAGAUUUCUGUUCUGUAGAAAAGGAAGAAACGGAAAACUAAAACAAAAAUGAGCAUAAUGAUUGGAUUAAUGUACUUUCUACUGUGCCCGAUAAAAUCAUUUAAACCCUUUGAA